AUGCCUUUUUGUCCCGAGUCACCUCGGUGGCUUAUUUCCAAGGACCGGGGUGAUGAAGCAUACGCCAUUCUGCACAAGUACCACAGCGAAGGCGAGAACGGCGAAGAAUUUGUCCGCCUAGAGUACGCACAGAUCAUGUCCACUAUUCAGCAGGAGAAGGAAGUCGCCAGCAAGUUUGCUUGGGCUGAUGUUUUCCGCGAUGCCGCUAUGCGCCGUCGGUUCAUGCUCGCUGCAAUCAUGGGCUUCUUCACUCAAUGGAGUGGAAACGGUCUUCUGUCUUUUUAUAUGAAAAAGAUUCUCAAUCUCGUAGGCAUUACGGACAACCGCACUGUCCAGAAGGUUAUCCUAAGCAACACGUGUUGGGUGUGCACCAUCGGGACUGCUGCGGUAUACACUGUGUGGACCAUUGCAUCUGCCAGAUUCGCGAUAGAGAAUUCCCAAAGGGCGGCCAUUCCCGUCCUGGUUUUCAUAUUCGUUUACUCCCCGGCCAAAGGAAUUGCUGUUGAGCAACUUACUGUUCGAUUCGCUGUCUUUUUCAACACUUACGUCAACCCCAUCGCCCUCGACUCUAUUGGCUGGAAAUACUACAUUGUAUAUUGCGUCUGGAUCUUGGUCGAGAUUGCCACGGUGUACACGAUAUUUCCUGAGACCCAAGGUCGCACUCUCGAAGAACUUUCUUUCAUGUUCGAGGGCAAAGAGAUACAGGACAAAGUCCAGAAGAAUACCCAAAAGGUGCUUCAAGUCGAACUCGAAGACGUCGGGGCUCGAUCACGACCAGGAUCACAUAAUGCGCCUCCGGGUGCAAAGGUUUGA
This is a messenger RNA of Colletotrichum spaethianum, 813 nucleotides long. RefSeq names its product lactose permease. The record is from RefSeq and is a predicted model, not a curated record. Lineage: Eukaryota; Fungi; Ascomycota; Sordariomycetes; Glomerellales; Glomerellaceae. The coding region runs from base 1 to 813 and encodes 270 amino acids. The transcript is spliced from 3 exons. Gene Ontology annotation, molecular function: carbohydrate:proton symporter activity. Gene Ontology annotation, cellular component: membrane. Gene Ontology annotation, biological process: transmembrane transport; carbohydrate transport.